AUGGAAGGCGUCGACCUUCAGUCUGUCAUCAACAAAGGCAAGCAGAUGGCCUCCAACGUGGCAGCCUCCGCCACCAACGGCACUACCAAUAAGAAGAGGAGAAAGGGAACCGACUUGAAGCCCAUCGUCACCAGCGAUUCCGCGACCCCUGCCGACCAAACAGCCCCGGCAAGCGAUAGUGUCCCGCCGUCACGAUCUGGCUCCUCGUCCUCCGAAGAAGAAAUCGAAACAACCGCCGAAGAAGAAGAUUCAGAAGACUAUUGCAAAGGCGGCUACCACCCCGUCCAGAUCGGCGAACUCUACAAUAAUGGGCGUUAUGUCGUCGUGCGCAAGCUGGGUUGGGGUCACUUUUCGACCGUUUGGUUAUCUCGCGACACCACGACGGGGAAACACGUCGCGCUCAAGGUUGUCCGAUCGGCCGCCCACUACACCGAAACCGCCAUCGACGAGAUCAAAUUGUUAAAUCGCAUCGUGCAGGCCAAACCCUCCCACCCGGGCCGGAAACAUGUCGUCAGUCUCCUGGAUUCCUUCGAACACAAGGGGCCCCACGGGGUCCACGUUUGCAUGGUAUUCGAAGUGUUGGGGGAGAACCUUCUCGGCCUGAUCAAGAAAUGGAACCACCGGGGUAUCCCUAUGGCAUUGGUGAAGCAGAUUACCAAGCAGGUACUGCUAGGUCUGGAUUAUCUACACCGGGAAUGCGGAAUCAUUCACACCGAUCUGAAGCCGGAGAACGUCCUGAUUGAAAUCGGCGACGUCGAGCAAAUCGUCAAAACAUACGUGAAGGAGGAGGCGAAGAAGGAACAAAAAGAGGACAAUCGCAACGGUCGGCGGAGGCGCAGGACGUUGAUCACCGGGAGUCAGCCGUUGCCCAGCCCUCUCAACACAACCUUCGAAUUCAAGCACCACUCCCAAAAUUCCCACAGCAGUCUCAGCCAAGUUGUCAAUGAGUCGACAGGCACAUCGGAAGCCCCGUCGAUGAGGCAGUUACUCGGCAUCAAGGAUGAAGAUGAGCAGCAGAAGCAACGAGAAAAGACUGCUGACCUAUUGGAACGGGAGGUUUCUGGAAUCUCGCUCGACAAGCCAUCCUCAAGCGACGACGACAUCGACUGCGGCAUCAUUUCCGUCAAGAUUGCUGAUCUGGGUAACGCAUGCUGGGUCGGCCACCACUUUACCAAUGACAUCCAAACUCGCCAAUACCGUUCACCCGAGGUCAUUUUAGGAUCCAAAUGGGGCGCUAGCACCGAUAUCUGGAGCAUGGCUUGCAUGGUCUUUGAGCUAAUCACCGGCGACUACUUGUUCGAUCCCCAAUCAGGAACUCGCUACGGCAAAGACGACGACCACAUUGCGCAAGUCAUCGAGUUGCUCGGCCCAUUCCCAAAGUCCCUAUGUCUUUCAGGCCGGUGGUCCCAAGAGAUUUUCAAUCGCAAAGGCGAACUGCGCAACAUCCACCGACUCCGUCACUGGUCGUUACCCGAUGUUCUCCGAGAGAAAUACCACUUCUCAGUGGCCCAAGCCAAGGCCAUCAGCGACUUCCUCCUGCCGAUGCUAGAAGUACUACCGGAGCGACGAGCCAACGCCGGCGGAAUGGCAUCUCAUGAAUGGAUGAAGGAUACCCGAGGAAUGCAAGAGGUGGAUUUGGGUCUUACGCCCGGCAGUCGAGGUGAAGGGAUCGAGGGUUGGGCGAUGGAGGUGAAGCGAAGAUAA
Molecule: messenger RNA, 1704 nt
Organism: Aspergillus mulundensis
Lineage: Eukaryota; Fungi; Ascomycota; Eurotiomycetes; Eurotiales; Aspergillaceae
Product: serine/threonine-protein kinase
Exons: 5
Coding region: 1-1704 (567 amino acids)
Biological process (GO): spliceosomal complex assembly; regulation of mRNA processing; protein phosphorylation
Molecular function (GO): ATP binding; protein kinase activity
Source: RefSeq, a predicted model, not a curated record